GGUUGUUUUAUAUCGCACGGUUGCAAUGGCCGCUGUUCGGUGAAGGCUACGUACUACACUUAUGGUGCUCUAUGUUAAGAUGAUAAUGUGUCAUACUGAGUUACUCGUGUCGCUAGUAAUUGGUGUGCUUCUCUGCGUGCCGGUCGUCUAUGGGAGUAAAGUUUUAGAAUUGAGUGACAGGUUUCUCGACGUACGGCACGAAGGCUCGUGGCUUGUCAAGUUUUAUGCACCAUGGUGUGGUCACUGCAAAAUGCUGGAACCCAUUUGGAGCCAGGUUGCUCAAAGCCUUGCAGAUACGGACAUUCGUGUGAGCCGCGUAGACUGCACGCGGUUUACCUCAGUAGCCAUGGAGUACAGCGUCAAAGGUUUUCCGACCGUGCUCUUUAUCAAAGGGGACAAGACUGUUGAAUACAAGGGAGAUCGUAACAGGGAGGAGCUUGCCGAGUUUGGACGCAGAAUGGAUGGGCCACCAGUUCAUCAUCUGACAUCCUGUGAUGACUUGAAGGUAAUGCGGGAUCGGCACAAAGUCUUCUUUAUCUACAGUGAUGGAGAAAAAGGAAGUGGUGACACCAGCACUCUAAAGGAAAACUUUAUAAAAAUGGCAGAAGAGUUCCAGCCAGUCAAUUACUUUUUCACAGUACCAUCUUCUUGUAUCAGUCAGCUGGGGGAAAACAUGACUUCUCCAGCAACGCCUGCAGUUUACGUCAUCAAGGACAAUACUGGCUUUUUAUACGAUGAAAACAGUGCUUUAGAACAAAACAUGACAUUUCUUGACUGGAUGAAUAGAGAGAGAUUUCCAACAUUCCAGAAAAUAACUUACGGCAAUUUCCACCAAGUACUCAAGACUGGGAAAAGGAUAGUGAUGGCAGUUUUGGAGGAGAACCAGAUUGGAAAAAUUACCAUGCGUAUGCAGGAAUUCAAAGAUAUGCUUGAAGCAAUCGCUUUGAAUACAAGGGAGUUAUUCCAUGAACACUUCGUGUUUGGCUGGGUGGGGACACCUGAGAUUGCGAACUCUGUGGCCAUGAUGAACCUGCCAGUCCCUAGUCUCCUAGUGAUUCAGCCUGAGACAUACCAGUACUACUUGCCUGAGGGCCACUCACGUGAACAGCCCCCCUCUCCACAGGCCGUGCUGGAGCUGCUCAAUUCCAUUAUGGAUGGCUCUGCUGUGCCGUAUGGUGGAGACAGCUUUCCUUAUCGGCUAUACCGUGCAUACUUUGAAGCCAAGACUGCACUAGCAGGAAUGUGGCGAGGAAAUCCAGUUUUAACCGCUGUGCUGUUUGGCCUGCCAUUGGGCUUCCUGAGCAUUAUCUGUUAUACAACGUGCUGCUGUGAUGUUCUUGAAGCAUCUGAUGAUGAUGAUGAAGCAGAUGAAGCAAGUCAUGAAAAGAAGGAGUGAGAAGCACAGUUUGUCCACAAUCAUUAUGGGUGGAAAGCAAGAGGCAUACCUGCCAUGCCAAUCCUAUAGUCGGUUACCUCCUAAAAAAAGGAAGAUGAGCUCCACCCACAAAACCGAAGCACACCUGCUUUUCACCUGUGUAAGAAACUUGAGCUAGCUGCUUUUCAUUUGAAGCACAAGUACAUUUUUUUGUUGAUGUAGAAACUGCAGUGCAGUCCACAUAUAACAAUACCCAAGUGCCAACGAAAUCCCAUCGUUAUACAUCAUAAUUGUAAGCUGGUUGAGAGAAAAAGACAAAAGAAAGCUCAAAAUCUUUUAUUUGCAUUCAAGUAAGGUAGUGCAACUAUGUACUUGUUUGCAGAAAACCCAUAGUCUGCUUUGAUUGCCACAUGCGAAGCUUGGGCACAUGUUUCUCAAAAGCAUCAAAGGGUUCCACGUAGCUGAGUGGGAGGUCCCUCAUAAAAAAAAAUGCUCCCACCUCCCCGAAGGGAAUCGUGAGGAAAUGUGAAUGCAUUUCUUGCAUUACGAGGGAGUACCCUUCCCGUCAGACAUUCACCAUCACCGACUUCUGCCAUCGCUUUUAGAGGCACCCAACCAGCAAAUGGUCGAGAGUGAGGAGCGAGCGGAUGAGAGAGUGGGGCACCAGCAUUCUCGGCUCGGCAUUGGCGUUUCACAGCGGCAUCUCAAGCACACAUUUCCGGUUGUUCUUGAAAGGUGCCCAGCCAGCGAACAGUCGAGAGUGAGGCGCGAGCGGACGGGAGAGUGGGUCGCAGGGAGGAUAGAGAGCUAUCUGCGAGAGAAGAAGCAAUAAAGCACUGCACCUACCUUCUCCUACACUAUCUUGCACCACAUGUUCCAGUUGCUAAGGGGCGAGGAUAAGCACGAGCGCCUACAGCUGUUGCUAUGGGAGAUGGCGGUGGACGAAUCUCGGCGGACGUUUGACAUAGCCCGACUAAGAAAUGCAUUCACAUUUCAAACCAAGUCCGAUGCCUGACAUAGCCUGACUAAGAAAUGCAUUAGCAUUUAAAACGAAGUCUUGGAGGGACUCUAUCGAACAUUCGGCCUUCUGCGAUGAGAGUAUCUGAGUAGGCUCCUCAACCACGUCGUUGGAGUCACCACUCAAACCACUGUCCUCAACACAUAUACUAUGUGCACCUAUCAGCUCAUUACUGAGGCAGUGUGACAUUUCUGCAACAUCGUCCGCAUCAAUAAGUGGUCCAGACGAGACGCAUUUUCGUAAAGCACUGACCACAACUCCGGCAGCUUUUCGUCAAUGAGUCUCGCAGGUCUCUCUUGGCAUCGCUUUAGAAGUCUGGAAGGAAAACUCUUCCUCCUCGUGCUUCCUUGUAAGAAGCAGAGUCAUUUCGUUUUCUGAAGGUGUGGAUGCCAUGGGGCACAUAGCAGUGGAUUCCGGCAGUCUGGAGAGCCACUUUCUGUACACGCUGCAGCUGGAUUAAAUCGCUAUAUUCGAUAUUGUGGCACUGGAGCAUCGUAAUAAGUGGCUUAUUUUGGUAUAGAAAACAUGAAAAAGCAGAUGGUGCCAUAUCAUUGUUAUAUCUGAUAUAUCGUUGUGAAUGGUAUCGUUAUAAGUGGGCUCAACUGUAUGCGUACUGAUUGAUUGAUAUGCGGGGUUUAACGUCCCAAAACCAUCAUAUGAUUAUGAGAGACGCCGUAGUGGAGGGCUCCGGAAAUUUUGACCACCGGGGGUUCUUUAACGUGCAUCCAAAUCUGAGCACACGGGCCUACAACAUUUCCGCCUCCAUCGGAAAUGCAGCUGCUGCAGCCGGGAUUCGAUCCUGCGACCUGCGGGUCAGCAGCCGAGUACCUUAGCCACUAGGUCACCGCGGCGGGGCUGUAUGCAUACUGGGCAUACAUACUACGCAUACAUGUUAAUAUAAUAUGUACAUCAUUUCUACCACUUGGAUGAACACUUAUGUGACAAUUUUUCUGAAAAUUUGCCUAGACAUUCACAAGUUUUCCUCUUCACAUUUACAUCAUAAUUGCUACAAAUAACAUCCCCUGUACUGUUUGUUUUCUUUUUUUAGUUCUAAAAAAUGUCUCUAACAAAGAAAAACUAGUUUUUAAACCCCCCCCUUUUUUUCCCUUCACCUAAAACAAGUGGCUCACAUUUCUGCACAAUAUAUUUGACUAUCUUGAAUGUGCCGUGGGCUUGAUGUCACAGAAAGGAGCAAACUCAAUUAUAUAGGGCAUCUUUGCAAAUUGUCGCAGGGCAGGAGAAAGAUUGCUGUGGGCGGAUCAUAUAUUUUUUUCCUUGGUUGUAACUGGUUAUAGAAACCAAUGAGUAGUGAAUGCCAGCAGACCGCUGUUUCAAGCCAAUUUACGACAUUUUAGUUCUUUUGUCAGCGGAAGGCAAAUCAAUUUUACAUGUAACUGGAGCAAGCAGUCAACUGAUAAAAGUUGUUCAGUGAGCAUUAUGAAUGCUGUUUCAAUAGGAAAGGUUGUGGAGGGCUUUAAACUUGCAUUAAUGAAAUAAGAUUAACGUGACAAAGGUAUUUUGGUAAGCUGUAGUACCUGUUCAGGGACCCAACUACUAUAUAUUAUUGGUACCUUUAUGAUGCUCAUGCAGCUGUGUUUUGACUUUCUUGAAUGAAACUAACGAACUUUGUAUAAAUUCUAGAUACUUGUACUGCCUUGUCUAUGUUGUUUUCAACAAUGUUUCAAUGUCUGGGUUGUUCUAUGACAAGUGUUCUUGUGCUCAUGUUGUUUAGAGGAAGUCUGUUCAUUAUGUUAUCUACAAGCUUCAGGAGUAUAUAUUUUUGAAUAGUUUGCAUUUUUUUCUGUGAUGUUUUUACUUAUAACAGAUGCCACUUCCUUGUUUUGUUGGCAUAUUGAAUGCAUGCACCAGAAACUUUGCAUGCACCAGAAAGUUUUUUGAAACCCUUGACGACCUACUUAUUUUGUAUAUUUGUUUUACAUAGUAUUGUGAACAUGUAAUUGUGCCAGCAUAUGUUCAGUGCACUCAUCGUGACUUAAGAGCUUGUUGUGGACAAUGAUAGAAGACAGUUAUGCUGUACUGCCUGAGUGCUGUGCCAUCAUCAGUGUACACAGUCACCCUUUUUACACAUUUGUGCUUGCUUUCCUUUAUUUUCUGAAAGAAAUGAAUGCCAGCAAUGUCUUCAUCUGAACUUGGUGUAUUUGUCUCAUUAAAGACAUCAACUUUA
Molecule: messenger RNA, 4578 nt
Organism: Rhipicephalus microplus (southern cattle tick)
Lineage: Eukaryota; Metazoa; Arthropoda; Arachnida; Ixodida; Ixodidae
Gene: Tmx3
Product: Thioredoxin-related transmembrane protein 3
Cellular component (GO): endoplasmic reticulum
Source: RefSeq, a predicted model, not a curated record